GACGAGACGUUGAUUUUUGCGCCGUUGUUUUUGUCCAAAAACGAACAUAGCGAAAGACAGAAAAUUAGACUGCACCCCUUCCCUCCGUCUAUCAAGAUGGAGAACUUGAUUAAUGAACACCAAAGCCGCAAUGAUCCAGAGAACAAGGCAAAUAACACUGAUUCACCUGAAAUAAAGAUUGAAAUAGACGAGGUGCGCAUUGAGUACACUCAACAGAUGAACACACUGGAAGAAGAGAAUCUAAGUGAUCAGCCAGCAAACCAAGUAGACAGUUCUGAUUUAUCAUUGGAGGAUUCUGAGUCUGAUUCAGAGUCUUUCUCUUGUACACAGUGUGACAAGAGCUUCCGUACCGCCUUACAUUUGAAAAAACACCAGAUUAGGCACACUGAUAAAACCCUACACUAUUGCAUAACUUGUGAGAAGAGCUUCCCUUAUGCAUCGCUGUUAAAGCAGCACCUAACAAUGCAUGAUGCUGACAGAACAUACUGUUGCACGAAAUGCGGAAAGAGCUUCCGAUCUGCACCGUGCCUAAGGAAGCACCUGACAACGCACGGUGAGAAGAAUCACGGUUGCACCGAGUGCGAUAGGAAAUUCUGUUCAGCAUCUCGCUUAAAAAGGCACAUGACAACACAUAGCGGGGAAAGACCACAUGUUUGCACCGCCUGUGGGAAGAGUUUUACCCGACCAGAGAGCUUAAAGAAUCAUCAGCUAAAUCACCAAGGGGAGAAGCUGCACACCUGCCACGACUGUGGAAAGAGCUACAGUGUGCUGAAGUUCCUUAAAGAACAUAUGAAAGUCCACGAGGGUCCCCACAUCUGCUCUCAGUGUGGGAAGAGCUACACACUCCUCUACAACUUGAAAAUGCAUAUGUCAGCAGCGCAUGGAGAGGAAAAAGCAUUGCCUUGCUCUGAAUGUGGGAAAAGUUUUGUUUCAGAGUACCGUCUGCGAAAGCAUCAGAAGCAAGUGCACAGAACAGCCUUUCCCUGCCCUGAAUGUGGGCGAAGCUUCUCCACACUGUCCAUAUUGCAAGAGCAUCAGUCAAACCAUACGGGUAUCAAACCACAUUCUUGUGAGGAGUGUGGGAAGAGCUUUGGCCUUCUGGAUGGUCUUCAGAGGCACCAGUACACACACAGGCCCAAACCAGAAAAAUCCUGCCUCUGUGAGGAGUGUGGAAAAAGCUUUCUUAACCUCACCCAACUGGCCAGACAUAAACAAGUUCAUUCCAAUGUUAAGUCCCACACUUGUGAGGAGUGUGGUAAAAAAUUCAAACAGAUCGGAGGUUUGAGAAUACACCGCCGCACUCACACAGGGGAGACACCGUUCUCUUGCAAAGAGUGCAGUAAAACAUUUACACAGGCCAGCUCCUUGAAGGUUCAUAUGUUAACCCACACAGGAGAGAGGUCAUUCUCUUGUAAGGAGUGUGGCAAGACAUUCAACAUCGCAAAGACAUUACGGCUUCAUAUGCGCAUUCACACAGGAGAGAAACCACAUAAAUGCCCUGAUUGUGGGAAGGGAUACCAUCACGCUCAAGGACUCAGAAUGCACCUGCUAUUUCACAAGGGGGAACGACGGCACACAUGUACUUACUGUGACAAGAGUUUCUUUCUGCCAGGACAUUUAAGAGCACACAUCCGACUACACACUGGAGAGAAACCUUACCUCUGCUCUAAUUGUGGGAAGAGUUUCAAUCGUGCUUGGAAUUUAAAGCAACACAAGAAAAUAUGUCAGUGAUUCAUUUCACCACAAGCUGAACUUUCCACAGCAUGUUAUUGUGGGGCUCCUUUUUUGUAAUAUUCUGCCUAUGAUACAUUGUGCUCUAUGCCAAACUAGUCUAAUAAUACAUUAAAUAAAGGUGGUGACUUAUUUUGCAUUGAA
This is a messenger RNA of Oncorhynchus masou masou (cherry salmon), 1875 nucleotides long. RefSeq names its product gastrula zinc finger protein XlCGF26.1-like. Lineage: Eukaryota; Metazoa; Chordata; Actinopteri; Salmoniformes; Salmonidae. The transcript has 2 exons. The record is from RefSeq and is a predicted model, not a curated record. Bases 97 to 1731 code for a protein of 544 amino acids.